CGAGGCGGUUGGUGGCCAGGAGUUGGUGAGGCGCUCUUCAAGGGGACUCGGGGGAAGGCACGCGUGCAGAGGACGGUCCCGGGAGCCUUGUCACGGCGGAGAGGCCGUGACGACCUCCGCGGGCGUGCUUGGGACCCCGCUGCGCAGGAGGCGGCCGGGCUCGGCCUGCGAGUUGGGGGAGGGGUCGGGGUGGAGCGGGAGCCUGGGGGCCUGCAGCGGCGGGCCUGCCCCCGGGAGUCCCCGCCCCUGGGGACCUGCACCAGAUCGUCCCCUUUGACCGUGGCCCACGGAAGACUGCGAUGUCCUCAAGAAAUCGUUAGGUUGGUUGGGUAACAGCAUACCCAUUAGACGUUCCCCGGGUCAUUUGCUGCCGGCUGCAAAGUUACUUAUCUUAAAAAACAAAAAACAAAACAAAACAAAACAGGAAAAAACAUCAAAUCUGCGAUUUAGCUCUGGUGUUCCUGGCUUUGGAGAACUCCUCCUCCCCCCUGCGAGAGGUCCAGUCACGCUGCCCUCUCACCUAUGAAGAAGGAAGGAGACCUUGAAUGGCACUCCAACCUUAAUUUAUACGCGACAGGAAAACGUAGGAUCACGUUCAGACAACCCCAGGACAUCUCUCUUGUUGUUAAGGUAGCAAUUAUUUCCAGUGAAAGAAGGAAACCAGUGCCUGGCGUUCUUACCAGCUUUCUACCUUGCCAUGAUCAAGUGCUUGUCAGUUGAAGUACAGGCCAGAUUGCGCUCCGGUUUGGCAAUAUGCUCCUUAGGCCAGUGUGUUGAGGAGCUUGUCCUCAACAGUAUUGAUGCUGAAGCAAAAUGUGUGGCCGUCAGGGUGAACAUGGAAACCUUCCAAGUUCAAGUGAUAGACAAUGGAUUCGGGAUGGGGAGUGAUGAUAUAGACAAGGUGGGAAAUCGUUAUUUCACUAGUAAAUGCAACUCUAUACAGGACUUGGAGAAUCCCAGGUUUUAUGGUUUCCGAGGGGAGGCCUUGGCAAGUAUAGCUGACAUGGCCAGCGCUGUGGAAAUUUCAUCCAAGAAAAACAGGACAAUGAAAACUUUUGUGAAACUGUUUCAGAAUGGAAAAGCCCUGAAAGCUUGUGAAGCUGACUUGACUAGACCAAGUGCUGGGACAACAGUAACAGUAUAUAACCUAUUUUAUCAGUUACCUGUAAGAAGGAAAUGCAUGGACCCUAGACUGGAGUUUGAGAAGGUUAGGCAGAGGAUAGAAGCUCUCUCACUCAUGCACCCAUCCAUUUCUUUCUCUUUGAGAAAUGAUGUUUCUGGUUCCAUGGUUCUUCAGGUCCCUAAAACCAAAGACGUAUGUUCCCGAUUUUGUCAAAUUUAUGGACUGGGUAAAUCCCAAAAAUUAAGAGAAAUAAAAUUUAAAUAUAAGGAAUUUGAGCUUAGUGGCUAUAUCAGCUCUGAGGCACAUUACAACAAGAACAUGCAGUUUUUGUUUGUGAACAAAAGACUAGUUUUAAGGACAAAGCUGCAUAAAUUCAUUGAUUUUUUAUUGAGGAGAGAAAGUAUUAUAUGCAAACCAAAGAAUGGCUCAUCCAGUAGACAAGUGAAUUCAAGUCCUAGGCAUCGGGCUAAUCCAGAACUCCAUGGGAUAUAUGUAAUCAAUAUGCAGUGCCAAUUCUGUGAAUAUGAUGUGUGCAUGGAGCCAGCAAAAACGCUGAUUGAAUUUCAAGACUGGGAUACUGUUUUGGUUUGCAUUCAGGAAGCAGUGAAAAUGUUUUUAAAGAAAGAAAAAUUAUUUAUGGAAUUAUCAGGUGAGGACAUUAAAGAAUUUAGUGAAGAUAAUGAUUUUAGUUUAUUUAGUGCUACUCUUCAGAAGCAUGUGCCCUCUGAUGAGAAAGGUGACCAGGUCAAUUUCCAAGAAGCAUGUAAUAGUAUUUCGGAUUCCUAUGAAAUGUUUAAUAUUCAAUCAAAAGCUGUGAAAAGAAGAGCUACUAUAGAAAACAGAAGAAACACCGAGAAUUCUAGAGAUUUGGAAGGUAUCAGAAAAAAGACAAAUGAUUCAUUUUUGUAUAAUUAUGAAUCAGUUGACCCAAGCCAUAGUAAAGUGAUGGAGUCAUCUUUACAAACCAAAGAUAGCUCUUGCUCAGAAUCAGGGAUCUUGGAACAACAGACAGCUGAAGUAUCAGAAUCAGGAGAAAAUGAAAAACAUAAAAAACUUUGCUUAGAACUUAACUCUUCAGAAAAUCUCAGUAGAAUCCAUUCAGAAAUGUUUGCAAGACCUUUUCAGACAUCAUACUGCUUUGAGAAGAGUGGAGAUGAUCUAGAAAUACAAAAUACAAAUACUAUUUUUAAUGGCAUGGCUGCCAGUAUCCUGAAAAAUAAUGGAAUUCAGAAUCAACUAGAGAGAUUUAAAGAUGCUACCGAAAUGGGAUGCCAAUCUCUGCCUUUUGCAGCAACACUAUUGAGACUACAUGGUGCUCAGAGAGAGGAAGAGAAAAAAAAACAGCCUAGUAAUUGUGGAAGAACAAACGUUUUUAGUUAUGGACAAGUUAAAUUAUGUUCCACUGGCUUUAUAACUCAUGUGGUACAAAAUGAGCAAACUAAAUCAACUGAAAGAGAACAUUUACUUAAAAAUUGUAUUCAACCUGGUCCCAUGAGUGCCAGAGAAACGUUUCUAAAUAGAGUGUGCCAUUCACUUCAGACUCCAGAAAUCAAAGAUAGAACCAGCACUUUAAAUAAGAAAUUUGCUCAACUGUCUAACAAAAAAUUAUGCAGAACAAAUAUAAGGUAUGGGGUAGAGAACAAACCUAUAGCAACUUAUAAAAAUGUUUCUAUUUCUCAGGAAAGUAGUAAAAACUCACAAAUAGAUUGCUUAUUACCUGACACAUCCUCUUCCCCUUGGUGUACACAUAUUUCAAAUGGUAGUAAGAAAAUAGAUAAAUUGAUUUGUUCCUCUAAACCCAUAACCCAUAAAAAGCUAAGCUUAGGUUCACAACUAGGAUCGUUAGAGAAGUUUAAGAGGCAAUAUGGGAAGGUUAAAAAUCCUCUGAAUAUAGAAGUGGUAGAAAAUAAUAAUUUUGAAAUCUCUACCAGUCUCAGUCCUCAAGUUGAACCUGGCAUUCCAUGGAAAGACCAGAAUCACUUAGACAACUCAGACAUUUAUAAAGUCGCUACGAUGAAACAUGACUCAAAUAAUAGUUGUCAACCAGUAAGUCACAUGCUUUACCCAAAGAAGUUUCCUUUCUCCAAUGAAGAAGAUUGUUUGGAACAACAGAUGCCUUGCUUAAGAGAAAGUCCUAUAACUCUAGAGGAAUUAUCUCAUUUUAGCAGAAAACCUUUGGAUGUCAAGCAGUCUCCUAAAUCUUUAGCCUCUAAAUUAUCCAGAAUGAAAGGUUCCGAAGGAGAGACUCAAGCAGUGGAAAUGAUGAGUCAUUUUGAUGAACUUCCACAAUCAGAUUCCAGUAGGAAAGACCAUGACUUGUGCAGUGGGUUAACCCUAGAUUCUUGUGAGUUAACUAAAAACAAGUAUGAGAAAACAGAGAGUGACAUCAUUCCAGUGUUGGACUCUGUCACACAGGAUAAUUCCUUCAAUAAAGAUAGUGAAACAUCCUCUAACAAGAGUACAACAGAGAAUUCUGUGAUACCAGAAACUCCUUUGGUGUUACCCUGUGAUCAUUCUAAAGAUGUCAGUAAAGAUUCAGAUGUUCUUAUAGCUUCAGAACCACAGAUAGGAAGUCCUGAUUCUCCCAAUAGAAUGUCAGUGAGUCAUGUAGAAGUUUCCACUGCUGACCAGAAUGGAACUUGUUUUCAGAGUGAAGAAUCUAUAGCAAGAACUUGUUCUGUAGAUGAAGAGUCAAGUACAUGUUCUUUGGAUUGGCAGCAGCAUUUUGAUGUAGCCCUAGGGAGAAUGGUUUACAUCAACAAAAUAACUGGACUUAGCACAUUCACUGCUCCUACUGAGGAUGUUCAGGCUACUUGUACUAAAGACCUGACAACUCUAGCUGUGGAUGUCCUACAUGAGAAUGGAACUCAGUAUAGGUGUCAUCCUUUUAGAAGCGACCUCAUUCUUCCUUUCCUUCCAAGAGCUCGGGAAGAGAGGACUAUGAUGAGACAGAACAGAGAUACUGUGGAUGUCACUGUUGGUAAAGAAUCACUUCAGUCUUUGUUCUCAGAAUGGGAAAAUCCAGUAUUUGCCCGUUAUCCAGAGGUUGCUGUUGAUGUAAGCAGUGGCCAGGCCAAAAGUCUAGUGGUUAAAAUUCACAAUGUCUUGUAUCCUUAUCGUUUCACCAAAGAAAUGAUUCAUUCGAUGCAGGUUCUCCAGCAAGUGGAUAACAAGUUUAUUGCCUGUUUAAUGAGCACCAAAACUGAAGAGAAUGGUGAGGCAGGUGGAAACCUACUAGUCUUAGUGGAUCAGCAUGCUGCCCAUGAGCGUGUCCGUUUAGAGCAGCUGAUAACCGAUUCCUAUGAGAAGCAACAGCCACAGGGCUCUGGUCGGAAAAAACUACUGUCUUCCACUGUAAGUCCUCCACUAAAGAUAAGAGUGACAGAGGAACAAAGGAGACUCUUACGGUGUUACCACAAAAAUCUGGAAGAUCUGGGCCUUGAAAUUCUAUUUCCAGACACCAAUGAUUCUCUGGUCCUUGUAGGGAAAGUACCACUCUGUUUUAUAGAAAGAGAAGCCAAUGAACUUCGAAGAGGAAGAUCUCCUGUGACCAGGAAUAUUGUAGAGGAAUUUAUUCGAGAACAAGUGGAGCUACUCCAGACCACAGGAGGCAUCCAAAGGACUUUGCCACUGACUGUUCAGAAGGUGUUGGCGUCCCAAGCCUGCCAUGGGGCCAUUAAGUUUAAUGAUGGCCUGAGCCGAGAGGAGAGCUGUCGCCUUAUUGAAGCUUUGUCUUGGUGCCAGCUGCCAUUCCAGUGUGCCCAUGGGAGACCUUCCAUGCUGCCUUUAGCUGACAUAGACCACUUGGGACAGGAAAAACAGAUUAAACCCAAUCUUGCUAAACUUCGAAAAAUGGCCCAGGCCUGGCGUCUCUUUGGAAAAGCAGAAAGAUAUAAUACAAGGCAAAGCCUGAAGGCAUCCAUGCCUCCUUGUGAGCCACCAUGAGAACAGAAUUACUGACCUGUAAGGAACCAAAGGGAUGCUAACUAUAUGCCUCUGAGGAGAGACCAUGAGCAGCAGGUACCAGCAGAGUCCUGAGUUGGCCUGUGCCCCCAAGCAACAUGAUAUUGGCCAAUCUUGAGCAGAUGAUCCCUCCAAGCUAAAGAGAGUUCAUUCGUCUGCAGCCAUGGACACAGGAGGUUGCCCUAUAAUACCUACUUUUUAUAACCUAUGUAGAGAUAAAAUUUAAUAAUCAAUUGGUUCAUUUGUGGGUUUUUGUUUUUUGUUGUGUUUUUGUUUUUGUUUUUGUUUUUUUGGUAGGGGGGAAGUGGUUUGGGAGCAGUUUGGUUUUGUUUUUGCAAUUUUUUCCAGCCCCUUGUAGUUUGCAUUAAUGUGAUUUGCCUGAUGAUGAAUUGCUCACGAUCCAGUCUGCCUUCCUAGACAGUCCAUAGCCACACUCCAUUGGUCCUUUCCUUACCCACAGUCUUCUUCACUUUCUGCUGCUUUACAUCUUAAAUUUCAGACUUAAAGAGUUUCUCUACACUCAACAAAAAUGUCCCCUGCGGUCUUCCGUCAGGCCUGUAGUUAGAUUAUUUUAGGGAUUAAAAACUAUUGAUAAAGAGAAACAAGGACAAGAAUAGGAUAGAAUAGACAAAAUUUCAAGUUGCUCUGGUUGUCUUAUUUCCUCUUUAAAAUCUCAUUCACAGUCUGAUAUUGUUCAUAACCCAAUUAGUAAAAACGGUGAAAGGACUAUGAACUUGUUUUAUAAAUACAAGUUUUUUUGGUACUUUAAAAAUAUCUCUCUUGAUGUGAAAGCAAUUUUUCAUAUCAAAAUGCAGCAAUUAUUCUUUCAACCUGACCAGAUAUGCCCUCUACAUUUUUUCAGGUUCUCUUGGCCCCUUUGAAAUCCUUAGUUUUUAUUAUAGUAGGCCUAUCUAAUGGCCUCAUAAUUUCAUUUGGAACCAGGACUGAUCUUUGUGUAAACGCUUGUUGUGACAUCCUUAAUCUGUAUGUCCUCUGCUUUUUUAGAAGGUUUGAUUUCUGGUUAAUAAAAUUCAGUAGACUAAGGUUUUACAGAAGGACAAAAAGAAAAGCAAAAAAACCAGCUGGUAAUGUUUAUUGCAACUGGGAUACCGUAUAAUGAGAAAGAUGUUGCAGUGAGAAUUUCCACUUUUGUAUUUGCAGCCUGCUCAAAUUGGCCUUUGUAUCAAUGGAAUGAUUUUUCUCAUUUUUUAAUACAGGAAACAAAUUUGUGCUCAUGGAAGAAAAGUUUGUUUGCCAGCAGCCCUGCAGUGAUUCUUACAGGAGCAAUGAAGUAUUGCAUUCAUUAGUGUGUGUCUCAGAGAAGGUUCAGGAAAAGCCUUCACUGGUUUUCAAGGGGAUCCUUGUAGAAUUACGUAAUUGGAACCCUGAAGAAUAGGCACCACUGUCUAAAAAUGGCCUUUAUUCUUCUAAAUACAUAUAAACGGUUUCAUAGACUGGAAGACAUGACCUUUGAAAGGAGGGUGUUUUCAGGGGAUUUGCAAAGAUGUCAGGGGCUCUGCCUCCAGGCCCAGUGGGGUGCUGUGGCCUCUGGACCUCUGCCUUCACUCUCCAGAGCUAUAUGGAGGCCAGCUGUCCUGGGAGUUUAAAAAUUUUUAGGUUAGACCAAUGUGUGAGAUUAAAAAAAAUAUUAUGAUACCUCUUCUAUUAGGAUGCUGGAGUGCAGUUUCAAAAUGUUUUGCUAUAAUCCCAAACCAUUGUUUCUUUUUUGAGAAUAGCAGAGGAUUAGAAAAAGUUCUCCAUAAAUUAUGUAACCAGUCUUUCUGGCUAGCCGGCCUCAAGCAAUGGAAGAGAUAAUUAUCCUGUUUUAAUAAUUUAUAAACUCAGUUGCCUACAUCAGCAUAAAAUGAACCUAUUAGCCAAAAAUAUCUAACAUUACCUUUAUUGCCUAUUAGGAUUUUGUUUUGUUCUGUUUUUUUUUUAACUUACAAUAGAGCAGAGAUAUACUUAAUUUUCUAAAACAUGAUAGUAGUAAUCAUUAACACUUUCAUGGUGCUUUAAGGUUUACAAAAUAAUUUUUUCAUAUCUUUUUUGAAUUUCUUGGCAACCCAUGAGAUAAGAUGGUAUUAUGCUCCCCAUUUUCCGAAGGCUGAAAUAUAUUAAGUGAUUUGUCUAAGAUCACACAGGUACUAAGUAUUAGUAAAGCUGAGAAUGGUAAACAAGUUUUCUGGUUCUGAUAACAAGAAUAAAUAUUACCAUUUAUUAAGGGCCUCCUAUAUACCCAAUGCUUUGUUUACAUUACUUCUACUUCUUACAACAGUUCUGUUAGCAGGCUAGUGUCUCUCUUACAGUGAGACUGCUGAGCCUCGGAGCAGUUUCCCCUUUGGCAGAGAGAGCCAGAAUUCAGACCCAGGUCUACGUGGCUUCACAUAGCACACUCCUUCCCAUUGUUAAUCCAUGCUGCCCAUAUAUUUGCAGUUUGUUAGGGACUUAGCAGUUUGUCAACUUAGUUCAGCUUUAUUAGAGUCUGGUUGGUGGACACUUCAUUAACUUCAGAAUAAAACUUGACAGAUGUGAUGUGCAAAGAAGCCAUCCUCAAGAGUUCCGUUUUUGGGAACAUUCAUCACAAUUUUAUUGAGCAGUAAGGGUGCAUGCCUGCAAGAACUUAGCUUUAGUCAGGGAGAGAGACAAGGUAACUGCUAAUCUAAUGUGAUAACUUCCUCUAGGUUUAGAAGUCAGUUAGUUACAGCUAUGUUGCUUUUACUGGGAUAAGAGGAGAUAACAAUUACGUCAGAAAUUAAGGUUAUAGAAGGUAAUUGGAGCUAGUAUCAGAAAAGCUUAAGGCAAAGCUUAGAAAGGAGGGGAGAGACUGGAGAGAGGGCUAGGGAAAAGUCUAGAACCUAGCUGGGGUCUCAAACUCCAUGAGCAGCUGAGAAUGGAGAGAUUCUAGCAAUCACACAUCAGAGCAAGGCAAAGAAAAGGUCAGACAAAAGAUUAACAGAUGGGAUAUGAACCUAGCAGUGGAAAAAAACAAGGCAGCCAAAACAAGUGGAGCCGGAUGGGGCCCAAGACCAAGUUGUAGAAAUAUGUAGGGGGCUGAGGAAGCCAUGCCCAGUGAGAAGAACAGAUGCAGCCCAUCAGUUCCUAGAGAACCUCAACAACCAUGCUCAGCUGCAGCUCCAAGCAGGAGCCUGUAGGCGGUGAAGGGGAAAGCGGUUUCUGGCACAAUGAGCUGGACUCCUCCAACCUGUUUUCUACCUGAAGUACCACCCCAUUCUAUGAAAACCUUUACAAAAGCAGGCUAGCAACAAGAACUGACCACUAUGUUUGCCAUUAUCUAUCAU
This is a messenger RNA of Nyctereutes procyonoides (raccoon dog), 8388 nucleotides long. RefSeq names its product mutL homolog 3 (gene MLH3). Lineage: Eukaryota; Metazoa; Chordata; Mammalia; Carnivora; Canidae. Gene Ontology annotation, biological process: mismatch repair. Gene Ontology annotation, molecular function: ATP hydrolysis activity; ATP binding; ATP-dependent DNA damage sensor activity. Gene Ontology annotation, cellular component: mismatch repair complex. The record is from RefSeq and is a predicted model, not a curated record. The transcript has 13 exons. The coding region runs from base 698 to 5068 and encodes 1456 amino acids.